Messenger RNA from Nasonia vitripennis (jewel wasp), 3365 nucleotides. RefSeq lists its product as uncharacterized. Gene Ontology annotation, molecular function: protein binding. Lineage: Eukaryota; Metazoa; Arthropoda; Insecta; Hymenoptera; Pteromalidae. The transcript has a single exon. The record is from RefSeq and is a predicted model, not a curated record. Bases 475 to 2823 code for a protein of 782 amino acids.
CCUUCCAAUCUUCGUCAAAAAACUAAGGGUUUGGUCUCCUCUCUUAUUCCCUGGGUUUAAGUCUCAAAUCAUCAUCAUACAAAUAUACUUGAUACUUAAAAGAUGCUUAAAAUAAGUGUUUUAUUUAUAUAAUAAUUAAAUAUAAAUUAUUACGUAUAUUAUUAUGUACAUAAUUAAUAUUAAGUACAAUUAAGGAUAACAAGAUUAAAAUAUUAAUGAAAUCAAUUAUAAAUUUCAUAUAGGAUUUGAUUUAACAUUAUGCUUUUGUAUCAUGGUGGUUUUAAGGUUGUGUAAAAAUAAUUUGUAUCAACAAAAUUUUUACAGUGCACAAGUUAUAAAUAAAUACUUCUGAUUACUAAGUGCAAUUAUAAAAAUAUAUAUUCAAAUUGUUAUUUUGUGAACUUUAUUAUGAGUGAUUCAAGUUUCGUUACAGAUAUUUAAAGCUUUAAGAUUAAGAUUUAAAAAUAAGUUGCUAUGGUUAUAGCUAGUAGUUGGAUUCAAAAUGCCUCGGACUCUAAUAAUGAAAAAAUUAUGUCUGCAACUGGAAUUUUAAUUUGUCAUGACAAUUCAUAUCCAUUUCAAGAAAGAACAUUAUCAUUAGAACAGCCUAUUAAAAUAGGUCGUUCUGUGGCACGGGCUAGAGCUGCUAAUGACAAUGCUAUAUUUGAUUGUAAAGUUUUAUCUAGAAAUCAUGCCCUCUUAUGGUAUGAUUCUGGUAAAUUUUAUCUAAAAGAUACAAAAAGUAGCAAUGGUACAUUUAUUAAUAAUAAACGUCUUAGUCCAUCAGGCGAAGAAUCAAUAGCAUGUGAAAUUUGCUCUGGUGAUGUUGUUCAAUUUGGUGUGGAUGUAGUUGAAAGUACUAAGAAAGUUACUCAUGGAUGUAUUGUAGCUACUUUGAAACUUUAUUUGCCAGAUGGAAAAGAAGCAAAAGCAACUCUUUCAAAUUCCAUUGCUUAUGUAAACAUUACAUUAGAAGAUCUUUACAAAUUAAAUCAAUUUAUUCAAGAAGCUGGACGAAGAGAAAAUGCAUUGCGAUCAAAGCUGGAAUAUAUGCAGCAAUUAUUAGAAAAUACAAGAGUAGCUGCUAAUCAGUCAUGGAAGGCUUUGGUAUUAGAAGAUUGUCUAUUAUCUCGAUUAGAAAUGCUUGAAAAUCAAGUAGUUGCCUAUUCUAAAAAUUUAGGAGAAGAUAGCUUAAGAACUGAAUUGGCAAAUUUAUUGGAAGACAGGGUUCAAUAUCAAACAGCAACUAAAGAAUUAUUACAAAAGAAAGUACAAGAAAAACGUGAAAUUAUUAAUAAGAUACAAAUUUUAAAAUGUCGAUUGAGUGAAACAGAAGAAGAAACACAAAGUUUGCAAAAUAUUAUAAAAGAUAAUCAGAAUGAACUUCAAGAGCUAGCAAUUAAAUAUAUUAAAGUUCAACAAACUUUACAUGAUACAACUGAUAAAUUGAAUAAAACAAAAACUAAAUUAAAAGAAGUAAUUGAACAAUCAGAAAGUGAAAAACAAGAAUUCUUAAAAAAGAUAGAGGAUCAAAAAAGUAUUGAACAAAAUUUACAAACAAGCCUCAGAGAUUUAAAGUUAGAUACAGUUCAUAUUCAUAAACAAAUCAGUGCUCUGAGAAAUUAUAUGCAAACUUUACAAGACAUUAAGUAUGUUACAGAUGAAUCUAAUGAUUCUAAAAAUCUUGCUAAUCCCAUUGAUGCUAUUAAUAUUAUUCUGAGUAAAUGGAAUGCUUUACAACUAGACUUUGUGGAUAAUGAUACUUUAUUUCAUGCUAAUCAACAUGAUAAUGAAAUCAAUUCAUUUGAUAACACUAAAUGUAAAAAAUUACUUUCUGAAAAUGUUAUUUUUAAAACUGAUCAUUCAACAACAUUAGAAAAUAAACAGCUUACCAAGUAUAUAUUACCACCUAUAACUAAUAAAUCAUUGAUUAUGACAAAUAGUGCUUUGUAUUCAAAAAAAUUAGAUAGUGAAUUUAAUAAUGAAAAUUUUACUGAAAGUACUACAGAAGACUGUGUUAAUUGUUUAAGUGAUUUCAGUGCUAUCAAAAAAAUUGAUGAAAUUUCUAUUGUUCAAAUUGAUGAUAAUAUAAGUGUCGAUGAAAAGGAAAAUAUUGCCUCUGUUAAAUUAAUAAUGAGAUUCUCAAAUAAUAAAAGUAAUAAGAAUAUUGAUCAAAAUGUAGUCAAAAAUAAUAAUUUAGAUUUAUCACAUAUCGGGGUAGAUAAAUUUGAAUAUGAAAACUCGUUUACUAAAUUAUUGUCUGUACAAAUAAUAAAAGUUGCUCAGCAAAUAAAUAAAGUUAUUGAAAUGAAUAAGCAAAUAUUACAUUCAAAAAGUUUUGAUUCUAAAAUUGAUCAAUUAUGUUUACAAAAAGACAGCUUAAUUAAAUUGAAAUCAUUGAAUAAAGUUGAUGGUUCUGUUAACAAAUAUUCUCAAGAAUUAAUAUUACAAAGUUUAAUCAGAUCAACCAAUGUUUGUAAAAUUAAUUGUGGGUAUAAAAAUUAUGAUGUAAUUGUACAAGAUUUAAAAAAUUGGCUUACCCAUGAGUCUAAUGAUAUUAUCAUUGAUAAAUUAAAUGAAUAUUACCUUCAAAUUGAUAAUGAAACACAGCAAAUUCAAGAACUAAGUGAACAAUUAGUUAUGCUUAAAGAAAGAUAUAACCUAAGUAUUGAAGAAAAAGCUAAACUACAUAAAAAGUACGAAAAGCUAGAUUUCCAAUGUAAAGAUUUUAUAAAUACUACUUUUAUGGUACCUAUUUAUUAUGUUGCACCUAUUAUAUUUGCAUUAGUUUGGAUGAUAUUGGAAAAAAUGUUGCAACUAUAAUUUUUUAAUUCAUAGAUUCUUUUGGAAUUAAUUUUUAUAUACAACAAAAAAAUAUUGUAUUAUUUAGAGAACAAUCUUAACUUGAUUUCAUUAGUUAUAAAUUAAUAUUACUUAAAUUAUUUAUUGUUUUUGUAUCUAUAAUGUAAUACAUUAAAUAAUAAUUUUAUGUAAAAUGAAUAAAAAAAUUUGAUACCUAUAUAAUAAAAUGCAGUUUUCUUUUUUUUCAAGCAGUUCAAUAGUUUAAACUUAAUACUACACCAAAGCGAUUGACGGUUCAGAAAAAUCUAAAAUUUGACAUAAAAGUAGAUUUUAGUGAGAAAAUGACUCAGUUAAAGUAUAGUGAAAGUUUGGAAUGCGAGAUACAAGUUAUAAACAUUUUAUUUUCCAUAAAUCCACACAUUUCUCUUGCACUCCUGAUUGUAUAAAACUGACAGUUCAGAAUUCUCUCAAAUUUGGCAAGUUAUCAGUAGAAAAAUUAAUGAACAAUUUGAGUGCUUGUGCAGCUUUGGAGCCUGUGAGCAUAGUAAUAAACAAAUAAAAAC